AUGCCGGGAGUACAUCGAGGUUCGGUGCUCCCUCCCUUGCACUUCAUCACAGUGAUGGACGCAAUAACGGACGAACUCAACAGACAACGUCUACGGACUCUCCGGUAUGCGGAUGAGGUGGUUUUGUUGGCAGAGAGUAGGGGAGAACUUGAAGAAGAGGUGCAAACGUACAUGGAUCGUCGCGUGGUUGGUGCAGCACGUCGCGAAAUUGAAGAAGCGUUUGCGCUGAACGACCAUGAGAUGGACAUGGCGGCUGACUCGCUUGCACCUCAGUUU
Strongylus vulgaris is the source of this 276-nucleotide messenger RNA. NCBI's taxonomy places the organism in Eukaryota, Metazoa, Nematoda, Chromadorea, Rhabditida, Strongylidae. The record is from the annotation of a GenBank genome assembly.